UAUAAAAUUAAAAUAAUAAUAAUAAUAAUAAUAAUAAUAAGUUGUUUAUUACUUUGGAAUUUUCUGUGCAUUGGGUCUGAAUUACAAUAUUUACAUCACUCUUUAUAUUUCAAUGUCCAGUGUUAUCUCAGGUCUUAUAAAACAUGCUACUUAUUUGGCAUGUGGGGGAAACAAGAUUAGAGGAAAGAGGGAAUCCUCUGUAUACCAGCUUAAAAACAUUUCAUUAAAAUUUUGAAAACAUGAGAAAUACAUUUUUUCUAACAUCUAUUGUCCUUCAGUGUAUAAGGUGAAACUAUACAUGCCCAAGUCACCUUCCUUGUGGUAUAAACCACCAUGUUUAACCCCAUGUUAUCAUCUUGAUGAUAAGGACACAAACAUGGAGAAUGUCGACCACUGAUCUAUUGUGCCUGGGUAACAGUGUACUGAGAGUUCUGUAAAGUGCAGCGUGCUAAUUAUUUCCUACUAUUUCUGCUGCUGCUGUAUCUUUAAAUGGAACUCUGAGACUACUAGCUGUAGAAACAUGUUGAAAGGGAGAUCCGAAAAGCCACAGUUCUAGGCACUGUGAAAUUGUCAAACCUCGUAAGGCAAUCUGAUCCGAUACAGCUCAUAAAAGAAAAUUUUCAGUGGACAAGAAACAAAAUUAUUGGCUGAAAAAAGGACUUUUUUAAAUGUGCAAAUCAGCAAUCUUAGAAUACUUCUCCUGACUGAAAGACACUUGGGCAUGAUCCGGUUAGAUGGGUUAGCUGCACUUGGCAUUAAUGAGCCUGUACCGACUGUACAUUAAUUUCAUUAUAAGCUGUUUAAGGAGCAAUGCAAGACUGAAGACAAAAGUAUUUCCAUCCCCCUAAUGAAAACAAAGAGCUGUUAGAAUUAACAUAAAGCGGCACUUCAGCAAAUUUAGCCAUCAUGGUUGAUCAAUGUUGCUUGAUUACAGAGUCACAUCAGGCUCACUGUCAAGUGCUGGUCCUUUGUGAGCACAGAUGCACCAAAAAGGAAAAGAUUUGUUCAGCUUAAAAAACAAAAAAGAAUUAAUAGCAAAAUCUUUUAAGUGGCGUGCAGAGUUCUAUAGCUAAUGGUAUGUUCCAGAUCUUUGCUUUUAUCACGUGCUUCCUGCCAUAUUUCUAGAAACAAAGGAACGGCUCCAGGAGGCAUUCUGCCCUCCCCGCUGCAGCUUGCUACCUGUUCCAGGGUACCUCUGUGCACCGUGGCUGUUCCUCAGAGACUUCUAUAGGACUCAGAGAGGAAUCCACCCCCUAAACUAAGGCAGCCUGAGCUAUGGUCAGCAGAGUUCAAUGACUUCAUUAGCAAAUGCUUGACCAAAGAUUAUGAAAAGCGUCCAACAGUGUCGGAUCUUCUGAAGCAUAAAUUCAUUACUCAGAUCGAGGGCAAAGACGUGAUGCUACAAAAACAGCUAAUGGAAUUCAUUGAUAUUCAUCAGUGCUUGGGCAGCACAGAGAAGGCCAGACAUGAACGUAUUCAUACCAAGAAAGGAAACUUAAAUAGAUCUCUCAUUUCCAGUCUGAAGGAUGUAGAUGACUUAGCAACCCUAGAUGUUUUGGAUGAGAACACAGUAUCUGAACACCUUGAGAAGUGUUAUUCCAGAGAUCAGAUCUACAUCUAUGUGGGAGACAUACUCAUUGCACUUAACCCUUUUCAGAGUCUGGGUCUUUAUUCCACAAAGCUUUCUAAGUUGUAUAUUGGAGCAAAGAGAACUGCCAACCCACCUCACAUUUUUGCGAUGGCUGAUUUGGGAUACCAGUCUAUGGUCACAUAUAACUCAGACCAGUGCAUCGUUAUUUCUGGAGAAAGUGGUGCUGGGAAGACAGAGAGUGCUCAUCUUCUGGUUCAACACCUCACUGUGCUUGGAAAGGCUAAUAACAGAACCCUACAAGAGAAGAUUUUACAAAUGAACAAUUUGGUUGAAGCCUUUGGCAACGCCUGCACUAUUAUAAAUGACAAUUCCAGCAGAUUUGGAAAAUACUUAGAAAUGAAAUUUACCUCUUCUGGAGCUGUUGUAGGGGCACAGAUUUCUGAAUACCUUCUGGAGAAAUCUCGUGUCAUUCACCAAGCCAUUGGAGAAAAAAAUUUUCAUAUUUUUUACUACAUUUAUGCUGGGUUAGCGGAAAAGAAGAAACUAGCCCUUUACAAAUUGCCUGAAAACAAGCCGCCCAGAUACUUGCAAAAUGACCACCUCAGAACAGUGCAGGACAUGAUGAAUAAUAGUUUCUAUAAAUCCCAGUAUGAACUAAUUGAACAAUGUUUCAAAGUCAUCGGUUUUACAAUGGAGCAACUUGGAAGUGUGUAUAGUGUGCUGGCCGCAAUCUUGAAUGUUGGAAACAUUGAAUUCUCCUCUGUGGCAACUGAGUACCAGAUGGACAAGAGCUACAUCUGCAAUCACGCAGCUCUGGAGAACUCAGCGUCUUUGCUUUGCAUUCAAGCAGAUGAGCUACAGGAAGCUCUUACCUCUCACUGUGUGGUCACUAGAGGGGAAACAAUUAUCCGACCCAACACGGUAGAAAAAGCUACUGAUGUCCGAGAUGCCAUGUCUAAAACUUUAUAUGGACGUCUCUUUAGCUGGAUAGUCAAUUGUAUUAACAGUUUGUUGAAACAUGACACAUCACCAAGUGGGGAUGAGGAGCUGAGCAUCGGCAUUCUUGAUAUAUUCGGCUUUGAAAAUUUCAAAAGAAACUCCUUCGAGCAGCUGUGCAUUAACAUUGCAAAUGAACAGAUCCAGUAUUAUUUUAAUCAGCACGUGUUCGCAUGGGAGCAGAAUGAAUACCUAAAUGAAGAUGUGGAUGCUAGAGUUAUUGAAUAUGAAGACAACCGGCCCCUCUUAGACAUGUUUCUGCAGAAGCCAAUGGGCUUAUUAUCCCUGCUUGAUGAGGAAAGUAGAUUUCCCAAGGCCACUGACCAGACUCUCAUAGAAAAGUUUGAAGAUAACCUGAAAUCACAGUACUUCUGGAGACCCAAGAGAAUGGAGCUUAGUUUUGGCAUUCACCACUAUGCGGGCAAAGUCCUCUACAGUGCUAAUGGGUUCUUGGCGAAAAACCGAGACACGCUCCCAACUGACAUUGUGUUACUUUUGAGGUCAUCAGAAAACAGUGUAAUUCGGCAACUUGUCAACCACCCACUGACUAAAACAGGUAACCUGCCACUUUCUAAAACUAAAAAUCUAAUAAACUAUCAGAUGAGGAAUUCAGAAAAAUCCACAAACCUGACCAAGGGUGAAACUAGAGACAUCACACGCCAUGCCUGUGAAACCACCAACAUGAAAACGCAAACGGUCGCAUCAUAUUUUAGAUAUUCCUUGAUGGAUUUGUUAUCUAAAAUGGUGGUGGGCCAACCUCAUUUUGUGCGUUGCAUCAAGCCAAAUAAUGAGAGACAGGCAAGAAAAUAUGACAAAGAGAAGGUUCUGCUACAGCUCCGCUGCACAGGGAUUUUGGAAACAGCCAGAAUUCGAAGGCUUGGUUACUCUCAUCGGAUACUCUUUGCUAACUUUAUAAGAAGGUAUUAUGUUCUCUGCUACAAGUCGAGUGAAGAGCCCCCAGUGAGCCCAGACACCUGUGCUACCAUUUUGGAAAAGGCUGGUCUUGAUAAUUGGGCUCUUGGAAAAACAAAAGUGUUCCUUAAAUAUUAUCACGUGGAACAGUUGAAUCUAAUGAGAAAGGAAGCCAUUGACAAGCUUGUUUUGAUUCAAGCUGGUGUCAGAGCAUUCUUGGGUUCAAGAAGAUACCAAAAGCUACAGCAGAAGAGGAGAGACAGUGCUGUAAUAAUACAGUCAGCUGCAAGAAGACAUCUCAUGAGAAAACAAGGAAAAGAAACUGCUAACGUGAAAAACACAGCAGUAACGAACAUGCAGGCUAGUGAUCGGGAAUUUGACUACAAGAAAAACUUUGAAACUAAAAGGGAAUCUUUUGUGAAGAAACAGACAGAAAAUGCAGCGUUUACUAAUGAAUCCAACAUUUCAGCUCCAAACAACAAAGAGAGCCCAUCUUCAGGAAGGACAGCUCCCUUCAGAGCUGAGGGGAAAACCACCAAUGUUGCUGAGAGUAACAACAAAAGAUACCAGACUCAGAAGAAAAUCAGCAAUGUGUACGGGGAAGAGCGGAAUCAAGAGCUGUGUGUUGUGGGGGACCCUUGGGCAGAAGUAAGCCCUGGGAAGAAAUAUAUGCAAGACCUGGAAGAAAGCAGGAAGAUAGGGAAAGAGGAGAAAGGGGGCACUGUGAUCCAAACUUACUGUCAGUGGUACACAGAGGGGAGGAACUUUGAAGAGUCAAAAGCAACAUGUCUAGAAAGGGAGGAGACAUGGGAGAAGCCAAGCUGCCCAGGACUAUGGCUAACUGAGGAGAUUUACCUGAGAAAAACCUUGGAUCCUAGUCUUAGCCAAAGGUCAGUCUAUCAAAAUGUAGACAGCAAAGCCAAAGAAAAGAAGACAUCUGUGGUUACCCAGAAUGCACGGCUAUGCAACCUGGAGAGAGAGUAUCAUCGCCUGCAUGGGUUCCUCGGAGAAAAAGACAGGGGGCCAGUGGAGCAGGAGGAAGACAAGGCUGCCGUGUUCGUUCAGAGCAAAUACCGGAGUUCCAAGCCAAAGCAGCAGGUGAGGGAGGACAGGCUGUCACCUUCCUUUAAGAAUCAAAAGAUCAUUUCAUCACCCACAGAAGGAGCAAGAAACAUUCACAGUGUUUAUUCCUGUCCUACAAAGCAUGAGGAGACCCAUCCUCUCAAGGUGACAAGCGACAGAGACUCAAAGGCGGCUUCGAAGAAAGAAGCCUGUGAUUUGGCAAUGUUUUCAAGACAGAUAUCAAAGUUAUCUGAAGAGUAUUUCAUUCUGCAGAAAAACUUGAAUGAAAUGAUUUUGUCACAACAACUGAAGCCAUUUUAUCUGGGUAUCUAUCAUCAUAAACCAGUUAAUAGACGUGUUUCUACUCAUCAGUACCUCUCAGGUGUCGCUAAAGAAGAGCCAGAAAUAUUGAGACCUCCAAGACGACCCCGGAAACCCAAAACAUUAAAUAACCCUGAAGACUCUACAUACUACUAUCUACUCCACAAGUCAAUCCAAGAAGAAAAACGGAGACCAAGAAAAGACAGUCAAGGAAAAUUACUAGGUUUGGAAGAUUUCUAUUAUAAGGAACUUUUGCCCACUCAUUCUGGACCAAAGGAACAUAGCUCUAAUGUAAGAGAAUGGAGACCACAGAAGGAACUCCAGGAUCAUUGCACUGAGAUUAAUGAAAGGUGCUGGCCUGCCAAGGGGAGCGAGGAGAUCUCAGCCAACCCUUACGACUACAGAAGGCUCCUGCGCAAAACCUCCCAGCGCCAGCGCCUGGUGCAGCAGUUGUAGCGCAGCUACAGAGCUUCAGAAAGUGCUGGACCCUGAGACACCAGAAGGACCAAAGCAGCAGCAGCAGCCGGCACCCUCUGGCACCCACCCGAACCCUCAGAACCCUCAGGCACUGGAGCCGCUGAUGGCCUGCCAGCUCUGUUCCCUCUCAAAUACUAGGGCCACCUCGAGAGGCCCUGACCCAAGAGAAUCUGAACUCCUUUGGGGAGUUCCAGAUACUGGACCCCCAGACUUCUCCCACCUGCCCGCCGCCCCCACGGCCCUAAUGUACCACUGUAUUCUGCUGUUUGUGAUUCAGGGUGCUCACUCUGCCUGAGCUGCCACCACCCCCUUUGCUCGUUUUGAAAUGAUUUAAGAGAUUUCUUCUUUCUUGAAAAGACUUUCUCAGGGCCAAACGACAGUCGCUCUUGGUUGGGUACGUCAGAACAAAGGUGAGGUGGCAGUGGGAAGGAGUUUUCUCUUCUCUUGAUUAAUAAUAUUGCUAAAUAAAGUGAGCAUCCUGGGAAGUGUGUGUUUGAUAAGGGCUUGUCCGCCUUGUGCCUUGGGGGGCCUCUGUCUCUGGUACAUGGCUGGGCUGGUGGUGGCGGGAGCCGGGAUGACUUCUAUCUUCGUCAGCAAAUCCCCAGCACCAGGUACUCUAAAGCACAAUCUACUUAAACUUUACAGAGAAUCAUGGACGAACCUCCAAACCCAUACUCACACAGCCUUCCGGGCCAGCGAACGCUGGCACUGGUCCUUGCACUGGGGACUGUCAGAUAGAAAGGUCUCUUACUCUACAAAUUUGAGGUAGCCUCCCCUGGGAGGUGGGCCACAUACAAGUAAGCAAAAGGUCAGUGGGUGGGAGGCAGGAGUUUCCUUACCACUCGAGUGUAGCUUAUUAAAACAAACAAAAAAACUCUCCACGUUAACCCUUCCAUGCAAGACACCUUCCAGGUCUACACCACGUAGAGUGGGUAAAGAAGGUGUAGGCAGGGUUCCAGGCAGGACUGAAUGAGCAAAUAAGUUCUGAUCAGGUUAGAUCAGGGUUUGGCUCCUGCUUCCCAAAACUCAAACCAGAGGGAACUGAUAACAGUUGUGUUGUCGUGGUCUUUGCAGAAUUUGCCGCUAAAGCUCCCCAGGUACCGACUUAAGCAGCUAGGAAGUCUUACAAAUAGGAUCCAGCUGAGAAGAGGCCUCCUGCAGUGACAGGGCCCAGCCCCAAAUUCAAGUGCGCUCUCCUCCCUGCUCCUUCCCUAGUUAGCGCCACUCCAGUUUGGGGGCAGACAAACAGACAGGACAGAGGAGUCACCCUAACUGCGCCAACCCGUGAAUCGAUCGGCAGGACCUGUACCUGGCACAAGAAAUCUGAACGGCAGGGCUCGGGGCCCGAUAUGGGGGAAGCAGGAGUAGGAUGCCCUGAGCUGGCUAGGCUUCUUGAGGCUCCAGCGCCCCACCUGGAGCAGGUACUGUAGGGAGGAGCCUUGCUACGCUGCCUACGGGACCCUUCCUUCAAUCCUGGCUUCCAGCGGCUCCUGAAUACUGGAGUCCUCACAAGAGUAUCUGCAAAAGCAUAUUAAUUUAUGGAUAGGGAGGCGACAAACAGCUCCAUCCCAGCCCCUGCACUCCAGGUUAAGUAAGACUGGAAAAGCAAAUAGCCAGCUCUUGGUGGAAGAUUGCAAUGUUGUGGUUGUUUUCAUCCCUUUUUCUUUCCAUCUGUACUUUCUCGGUCCCUCAACAUUUAAGCACUUGUACCAAAUAUCCUUCUUUGACCCCACCUGCCACACGGAGAUUUCUGGGUGCACUGUGGACAAGAAAUGGGUCCUCCCGGGACACCUUCCUGUACAGGGCUAUGCUGGAGAUUUUGGUGUGGGUCUCCCCGAAUUAAAGGGGGAAGCCUUGGAAAGCCUUCCUCCCGGUAGCAGCCUUCCUGUCCCAGUCUGCGCUGCCUCCU
Molecule: messenger RNA, 7268 nt
Organism: Peromyscus californicus insignis
Lineage: Eukaryota; Metazoa; Chordata; Mammalia; Rodentia; Cricetidae
Gene: Myo3a
Product: myosin IIIA
Exons: 28
Coding region: 1397-5338 (1313 amino acids)
Biological process (GO): protein phosphorylation
Cellular component (GO): myosin complex
Molecular function (GO): protein binding; protein kinase activity; ATP binding
Source: RefSeq, a predicted model, not a curated record